Molecule: messenger RNA, 1071 nt
Organism: Didymella exigua CBS 183.55
Lineage: Eukaryota; Fungi; Ascomycota; Dothideomycetes; Pleosporales; Didymellaceae
Exons: 2
Coding region: 1-1071 (356 amino acids)
Source: RefSeq, a predicted model, not a curated record
AUGGACAAGAGCACUCCACUGCACGGCAGCGAGAGUAAUGUCCGACCAUACAGCAUCUUCAUCGCCUACAUGAUCACCUGCUUGUCCUUAGCCGUGUCCAUCAUUAUCAAGCUGUUCGAGAAGACGGAGAAACUGCAUGCUUCGGCACCUUCACGGCUGCCGCAAAGAAAGCAUGUCUUGCUCUUUUCGGCUCUGGCUGCAUGCAGUCUUCUCAGCACCUGGAGCUACAUGUUACGAUAUUUCCAGUGGUCAUAUGACAAUUGGCUCACAGUCCAAUCACAGCACGAGAUCGAUCUCUCCGUCAAGCAUUGGGGCUUAUGGCUGAAAGAGACAUCUCUGUUUAGGGAAGCCUGGGAGAGCGUAAUCAUAGGCCACAACAGGUACUGGUGGUCGCAUCAAAUCUUCUAUUUUGCAUGCGCGCUCGGUCUCCAUUCGGAGCGAAAAGGUGCUCGGCAAGGCAUCUCGUACACAUGGGCAUUCAUUCUCCUCGGGCAGAUCGUUGCGAUCAGCUUCGCUACAAACCUCUACUUCCUGACGUUGCUCCUCACGCCGCAACAGCAGCAGCUUUCAACUCCAGGUCCAGAGAAAUCCGUGUCAAGGAAACUCAAAUCGGCUCCCGUCUCAGGAUACCGAAAGUGGUUCGGCCCGUGGCUCAUCGAUGGCCUAUCUGUGUGGGUCAAUGGCGCUGCCGCGAACGCCUUGUCCUGGGAUAAAUACCAGAACGGGGCACCGGGCUUCAUGCAAAUCCUCCUGCUUCCGCACGUAGCCUUGAUGUUACUUCCAACUCUGCGCGCUAUUUUGCCAGAAAAGUUUUUCCUCAUCGGAGACACGACGACUGUGAAUAAGAUCUACAGAUUUCUGUGGUUUCUAAAUACUCAGUUUUUUGGCCAGCUUGUCUAUACUACGUUCAAAGCCUAUCGAGACGGCAACCUUGGUGGCAUCCGUGACGCAUUGCUGGAACAUCCCGCGGUCAGCAGUGUCGGGUUCGAUGUAAUCUUCUGUUGGAUUAGCUGGAUCUGUUGGUGGCGGACACAAGACCACACAACGUGGUUCCUGAUGCCUGACUUGUGA